CUGUGCAGCACACGCAGGAGCCUCUAUGGAGCAGUGAAGGCAGGCGGGAGACAGAGCAACCGAAACUUAGCGUGGACUGUAGCAGGAGACGCGGGGUGAGAGAGGGUAACCUGCCUGUGACGUCGCUGUGGUGUGUCUGAGCUGCGGUUCCCGGGACGUGCUUCUCCGAUUAUCCCGUCCAUCCGAGCCUGUUAGGAGGACGCGCACAUAUUUAGGGAGGCGAGGGAAGCCCUUUGGACUCCCUACAGACGCCAGCGACAGGCUGAGUCACUGUCUAGGAGUGGGAAGAUCUCGUGAGAGAGGGGGAGACAGCAUCACGGAGACGGAGCGAGAGAGAAAAGCAACGGAAGGAGGGGAAAACCACUACACAACGCCUUUGAGAGCGAAGCAAGAGAGAGAGGCAGCCAGCGAGAACGACGUAAAGAGAGAGACGGAGCACAACAUUGAGGGAGGGAGAGAGACGCUGAGGCUGGGAGAGCUGACCCCCCUCCCCUCUCCUCUCCUCUCUUCCUUCCCCCCCCUCCUCACUCCUUCAGGAGCUGGUGUGUAGGAGCAACGAGUACAGUGUGACUGAGGCAACAUGAGCGAUGUCACCAUCGUUAAGGAAGGCUGGGUCCAGAAGAGAGGUGAAUAUAUUAAGAAUUGGAGACCUCGCUACUUCUUGCUAAAAACCGAUGGGUCCUUUAUCGGAUACAAAGAGAAGCCGCAGGAUGCCGAUCUUCCCUACCCUCUCAAUAACUUCUCUGUUGCAAAAUGCCAGCUGAUGAAAACUGAACGACCAAAGCCGAACACUUUUAUUAUUAGAUGUCUACAGUGGACUACAGUCAUAGAGAGGACCUUCCACGUGGACACACUAGAAGAAAGGGAUGAGUGGGCAGAGGCGAUCCAAAUGGUGGCAGAUAAACUCCAAAGACAGGAAGAGGAACGUAUACAGUGUAGUCCCACCUCACAGAUAGACAACAUGGGAGAGGAGGAGAUGGACACAUCUAUCAGCCAUCACAAACGCAAGACAAUGAAUGACUUUGACUACUUAAAAUUAUUGGGAAAAGGCACUUUUGGAAAAGUCAUUCUUGUAAGGGAGAAGGCCAGCGGGAAAUAUUAUGCAAUGAAAAUUUUAAAGAAAGAGGUUAUUAUAGCAAAGGACGAAGUGGCCCACACGCUUACAGAAAGCAGAGUGCUAAAAAACACGAGACAUCCUUUUUUAACUUCUUUGAAGUACUCGUUCCAAACAAAAGACCGCCUUUGCUUCGUGAUGGAGUAUGUCAAUGGAGGAGAGCUGUUUUUCCAUUUGUCGAGAGAACGGGUGUUCUCCGAGGACCGCACGCGCUUCUACGGUGCCGAGAUCGUUUCUGCCCUCAACUACCUGCACUCUGCCAAGAUUGUGUACCGGGAUCUCAAGUUGGAGAACUUAAUGCUUGAUAAAGACGGACACAUCAAAAUCACAGACUUUGGCCUUUGCAAGGAAGGAAUCACUGAUGCUGCUACCAUGAAGACCUUCUGUGGGACGCCAGAGUAUCUGGCUCCAGAGGUGCUGGAGGACAAUGAUUACGGCCGUGCGGUGGACUGGUGGGGUCUCGGUGUGGUCAUGUAUGAGAUGAUGUGUGGCCGACUGCCUUUCUACAAUCAGGACCAUGAGAAGCUCUUUGAGCUCAUCCUGAUGGAGGACAUCAAGUUCCCCAGGACCCUCUCUGCUGAUGCCAAGUCCCUACUGUCAGGCCUGCUCAUCAAAGAUCCCAAUAAGAGACUUGGUGGAGGUCCGGAUGAUGCUAAGGAAAUAAUGCGCCAUAGUUUCUUUGCUGGAAUUGACUGGCAGGAUGUCUAUGAUAAAAAGCUGAUACCUCCCUUCAAGCCUCAGGUGUCGUCAGAUACAGAUACCAGAUAUUUCGAUGAAGAGUUCACAGCUCAGACGAUUACAAUAACCCCUCCUGAAAAAUUCGAUGAAGAUGGGAUGGACUGCAUGGACAACGAGCGACGGCCACACUUCCCCCAGUUCUCCUACUCCGCCAGCGGGAGAGAGUGAGCGCCACGCAGCCGACACUGCCUCAUCCUCAUCAAGGUUACCACUGGAACAAUUUUGGUCUUCAGCUUCUAACAGCCCUGGCCCUUUCGACCCUCCAUCGUCCAUCUUGGUUCUUUCAUUUGUUUAUGUAGACCAAGGGAAACUUCUGAUUUAGGGUGAUGGGAAUUUGCACUUCGAUUCGAACCGAGGUUCAGCCCACUCAAACGUCCUCACAGCUCCAGCCCAAAGGUUGUGUCAGGAUGAGAGAACUUUUACUGUUUUUGUUAGGACUUUUUUCUUUACUUCUUGUGUUUCUCCAUUUUUGAGACGUUGCUCCACAUUCCUUAUUCAGUGGGAACUAGUAACUAGGUGUUUGACAUCCAUUUAGUUCAGAUAAAUACAUCCAACUGCAUGGCUAGAGAUUCACAUGGGUUUUUACGAUUCCAGGUACAUGUAAUAUAACUACUCAAAACCGCUCCGGUCUCGGCUGCUUCUGUUGUUACUGUUUUUAAAGUUCACCUUCUGUUAUAUAAAGUCAAAACUGCCAUAAACGGUUUACUCAGGCUUCACAGAGGACAUCUGUGUUCAGGACUAGCUUUACCCCUCACUGUUCAGUAACUCAGUAUUCCUCCGUACAAAGCCCUGUGAACCUGAGCUAUGCAGCGCUAAACCCUCACUUAGACUAGCCGCAAGAAAAACUCACUCAGAUGUAUUCAUCCAAGGCUUUAUUUCUUACAUAUCAUUCCCUAAAAGAUUGUCCCAGUGUUCCAUGGAAAAACGUUCCAUGUUUGACUAAUGUGGAAUGUUUUAUCCACCGAUACACAGCUGUGACGUAUAGCUGAUGAUCAGACUGAAUUCCCCCAAAGCCCAAACUGUUUUAAGAACAAGUGUGAAAGCCUUCAACUCAAUGCUCAAUAGUGUAAGCAGUGGAACAACAAAAAAAACAAAAGCCAGCAUUAAUGGAAAGAACGACAGGGAACACUUUUUUUGGUUUUAUAAGAAAAUAAGUCAUUAAAAAAAGAAAACAUAUUUAAGCGAAUUUAAUUUAUUUUUGUCUUUUUGUUUGUUUGUCCUUGCGUUUAUUAAGAGUGAAGCUUUCUGAGUCUCCUGUUUUUGAGUGAAUUAAAUGCACCUAAAAAGGCUUACGAAUGUAAAUGGGUCACUGCAAAGGCCUUCAUUGCUUUUUAUGUAGUUUUCCCUUUUCACACCAGUGUAGUGUUGUUCUGUGUUUUAUUCCCCCACAGGAGUUUGACUCUCCAUCGUGAGCAGUCUGAGUGAUGUCGAAAUGUGUUGCUUGUCUUUCCACCAAUGAAAGGGCUUUAAAAGACCAUACUGAUUUAUUCAGAUGGGUUACUGUAUGUUAAAGUCUGUAACAGAGCAGGACAUGCUUUUAAUGAGCUUUUAAGCACGACACUGCACAUUCUCAUUGUUUCGAGGCAGGACUGUGAACAAGGAAUCAUUUUACUUGAAUGCAGAUAUCGAUACAGUAAGUCAAAUACUAUUUAGUGCUAAUGUGGUUUGCUGCAUCUAGUGUCAUGUUCACUUUCCUUCUUAAAAUACAGUAGUCCACAAAUCAAAUCCAUCCACCACAGACUCAUACGCCAAUCAGACAUUAGCAUAAGAAGAGUUAUGGUUGCAGACUGGGGAUUUACUUGGAUGAAGCUUGAUAAGAAAGUUGAGUGAUGAAUGAGUUGAGAUGGACAGUGUUCUUUAAAUGGCGUCAAAUGGGGAAAUAUCUGGAUUAUUGAGUAAUAAUUUGAUUUAUGCAGUAUAUUUCCUGAUAGUGUUUGGCAAUAAAACACAUGCUCGUGUGCAUGUUGCUGUUGUGUUUAGGGUGUCAGUUUAAUUUGGGUAGGAAUGGUAAAAUCUUUCUUUUAUAAUUGCCUUGAUUCUUUUUGAGGAAAUUUGGCUAAGUGCAGCCUAGGUAAGAGGUUGGGGGGAGAAUAUUCAUGUUGAGGUGGGACAUUAGUGAAGAGGGAAGUGAUACACGAGGAUGGAGUGAGUUUGGACGGUGUUUAUAUGAAAUGUGACGUAGAACAAGGUCUGUUAGAGUUGGGGUUUCUUGCAUGUUUGUUAAGGACUGGCAUGGGUUUGAUGGCGGCUGUUUAAGGAUGAUUCAGAAAGUUUCUGUCCAAAUCCCUCAAGCUUUCCGCCAAAAUGCCUGCGUUGAUUGUGUGCAUUGUGAAUUGUCCACUGGUGUAAUGUGAGAUGCCGUAGCAUGGUACUGUUGCUCUAUUGCCAGAUUUGACUGGUUUUAGCUUUCAAACUGUGAUGUCCAACCCAAUAAUGUUUUCUGACAGCACAGCGGUGGUACUGUGGGAAAAUUCACUGUUUGUGUCAUUCCCUGUCUUCCAACUUAGACGUUUUGCUUUAGAUCAUUCCUUGUCUUUUCUCCCAUUCCUUUUUCUUGUCUUAUUUAUUUAUUGUUUUUGAAAAAAAGUUAAAGAACUACCUAUUUUAAUUUAAUGGGCUUUUUAGACUGCUGACUGUUUUUUUUUUUUCUUUCUUUCUUUUUUUUUUAUCAGGUGAAUAACUUGAAUAUUUUUCAAUUGUUUGUGUCUUGUUUUACAUUUUCUGGUUAGGUAACAUUUACAGUUUCAAUUUAUAUGGAAUAGGGAGAUGGAAGCACUCCUUUUGUAUUUGUGUUUUGUUUUGUUUUUUUUGUCACUUCAGAUUUGUGAUUGUACAGAUUGUACUCAUUAGGAUUAAUCAUUCAUACUGUGAUGCUGUUCAUCCAUUCCAUUAACUUUAAUAUGCACUUGUGAGGGACCAAAGGGUUUUCCUCAAGUCACGGAGUGGCAGAGAACGGUGAUGUUCAGUCGAGCCGUAUCUUGCAUGUGAAAGAUUUUUGUUAGUAAUACUUUAUUUAAACAGCAGAAGGGCCUUUGGCUUUGGCCUAAUCAAUCAUACACUUUUGUAACUCCAUAUUUGAACACUUGGCUUUGUAUCUGCCUGUAGUAGCACUUUCAUACCCAUUGCUCUUUUUAUAUAGCUCAGCAUCAGAAAAAAAGGUCCCUGCUUAUUGGGAAAAAAAAGAAUAAAGGAAAAUAAAAUGAGAGGAAAAAAAGAAGAAAAUACUUGAAAGCACAGAUUGGCCCCCUCAUGACCUCAUGCUACUUUACUUUCCUGAGUGAUUGUGCUCUGUAAUAUGUAACGGUGUGGAUGCAGAUAGACCUGAAAUGCUGCCAGGAGACACAGACAGACUAAUAUUUCCCAAGAUUCCCAAAUGCUCUAGUGUUGUAGAAAAGUCGAGCUGUACUGUUGUCACACUUUAAGAAUUUCAGAGGACCUAAAGUCAUUAUUCCCUGAAUACUGAACUAGUGUGAGGAAGGGACCCAUGGAGACGACAGGGCUUCAUCCCUUCUAAGCGCACAUCCGUGUGCACACUGCUGCUACUGUUUGUACUGUCUACAACAGACUCUCUCUAUAUUGCGCUCCUGGUAGUGUAUUAUGUAUGAGCAUGAACUGUAAAGUAUUUAUUUAAAAACAAAACAAAAAGACAAUUCUAAAAAAAAAAGACAAGAAAAGAAACAUUUUAUGUCCAUGUAGCUUUCGAGUUUGUGACAUUUCUUGACCUUGCUAGCUCCGUCAUUAGAUCCAUUUUAAGAACUAGUCAUGUGGUUAAGAACUUUACAUGAAAGGGAUUAACACAGAAAAAUAUAUAAAAGAACUGUAUUACCAUCCGUCAUAAAACAAAGUUUAUUUCCUUGAAUACAGUCUAGGGGCCCACGCAGAUGCGGAAAGCUUAUCUGCAAGAAACUGUUUUUGUACACAGUACAUCCUAGUAUUUUUACACGUAAAUGUAUAUGAUAGGGAUGCACAUUAUUUUCCUUCUUACAGACUGCUUAAAUAAAGCACUACGUCAAUCUGC
This is a messenger RNA of Carassius auratus (goldfish), 5870 nucleotides long. RefSeq names its product RAC-gamma serine/threonine-protein kinase-like. Lineage: Eukaryota; Metazoa; Chordata; Actinopteri; Cypriniformes; Cyprinidae. Gene Ontology annotation, molecular function: ATP binding; protein serine/threonine kinase activity. Gene Ontology annotation, biological process: protein phosphorylation. The transcript is spliced from 15 exons. Bases 581 to 2020 code for a protein of 479 amino acids. The record is from RefSeq and is a predicted model, not a curated record.